Messenger RNA from Bursaphelenchus xylophilus (pine wood nematode), 4234 nucleotides. The record is from the annotation of a GenBank genome assembly. Lineage: Eukaryota; Metazoa; Nematoda; Chromadorea; Rhabditida; Aphelenchoididae.
AUGGUCAAGCCGCCACUGACUAUCGGUCAAGCAAAGCAGGGAAAUAAGAAUUGCUUCAAUAGGAACAAAACCGACUCAAAAACGAACUGGGGCAAAACCGGCCUGGGGGCAGAAACGGUGUGUGAGAAAAUCAUACUUCAAAUUUCAAAUCCACGACAGCGACGCAACAUAACAAAAAACAUUCUAUAUUUUUAGCUAGAAUUCUUCAUCUAAUCGCAAAAUCAUUUCAUUUCUAGAAACCCACGAAAUGUCAACUAACGGAAUGACCUAAUUGAUUUUUAUUUUUUGGGAAAUGGAAAUGAUAGUAAUUUUUUUAUCCAUAGUUUUUCUACUAAUUGAAUGUGUAUCUUCAUCAUUUACAAACUGGUCACAGCUCGAAUUAGGACAUCAGCUUUUAGAGUAUAAGAUUUUGUCUGAUCCAAAUUUGUUACAAUUAUGCCAAAACGACAAAGCUUGUCCUUUAAACCCUAAAAAUUUUGUAAAAAGAUGCUUGGGAAUCGAAGAAGAUUGUCGAUUUGAAAACAGUUAUUCCUCGAGCUCGGUGAAAUGCUCCUUGUUAGCUGGGUAAGUUUCAUAAAAAGAAAGAAUUAAAAAUUUGUAUUAAUUUUAGUGACCAAGGGCGGACACUCGAGGAUAAGAAGUUAGAGUUUUGGAAUCAGGCUGACUUUGGGCUUUUGAAGCCACUAUACAGUUCCUUAUCAAGUAUUUGUGAAUCUUCGAAUCGUGUAAGACAGUUUUUACGAAUCUAUUUUAUUUGUAGGAGCAAUCAACCCUGGAAUGCUCGAGCAAUUUCAGGUAUUGCCAUGGAAAAAACGUUUUUGUAGAUUUGAGUAAUCUGAAGAAGUCGAGCUCUAAGCGGUGUGUUAUAAGUUUUUGUUUGGUUUAUGAUUCUAGGUACCGAAAUGAUGUGAUACUAAAGGGACAGAUUGGCGGGAGCUGCGAGACAUUUGAUGAACUGGGCAUUAGAAGCCGCCUGAAAGAACUUUCAUAUUUGCAAAGCUGGUUUGUGUAUCUUAACAUAAAUUUUAUUCUUAGGGGCCAUGAGUUUAAAAAUUUUGAGACCUACCCCACAUUUGUUCUUAAUUCCUCAAAUUGUGAUGUAGUAUUCGACAAAAAGACGAUUGUUAUGAAAUUAGACGCAGCUAUCAACAUGUAUCAUCAUUUUUGUGAUUUUAUCAAUCUCUUCUUAUCACAAUUUUUAUCCGGAGAUUUCUCAAGGGACGUUGAUUUAAUCUGGUGGGAUACUGUAAGUUCAUUGGUUUAUGUUUUUUUAUUUUUAGUAUUCUGAAGGUUAUGUUGAUGACAUCUUUGGGAUUAUGUGGUCAGUUUUCUCAAAAUUCAAACCAAUAGAAUUAAUUGAUUUGGAUGGCAAAAAGGUCUGUUUCCGAGAUGUGACCUUCCCAUUACUGGCCCGGCAACGUUUCGGUUUGUAUUACAAUAUGCCUUUGGUAAGUGCCUAUUUUGUUAGUAAGAGUUCGUUUUUAGAUCGCUGGUUGUUCUGGUAGCUGGAUAUUUAAACUUUUUCACGAGCACGUUAUUCAUCGGUUAAACAUUGCACAAAAGGGACCGACUGAAGAGACUCGAAUUACAUUUAUCCAACGGAAAACUAGGUUCCGACAAAUUGAGAACUGGAAAGAGGUUUGCUUAUUUAUAUAUCAACUGUGUAAUGCGACUUCUCUUGUGGUCUGAACGCCAACGGAAUUAUUGUCGGUGUUAUCGUCGCAUAGAUCUAGGUUGCGAACUUGUUUUACUUCGAUUGGGACUAGUACUGUCUAAAUUUAUAUAGUAAACUAGUCAGUCUGAUUACCUGAUGUCCAAUAGGUCUGCUAAAGAAGUAUCCUUUGAGAAUCUUACCAUCUUGUAAAGAAGUUAGAGUCUUGAACAGAAUGAAUAGAAUUGCAGCGCAACAUACGGCUAAAUAUUGUUCACCGUGUUAGUUACCUUUAUUUACCUUGGAUAGGAGUGAAGAUCAUGUGUAAACUAUACAUGGCUACUCGUGUAUUUACCACGAUCUGGUUGGUGGUUUGUAAAUCGGCUUGAGAAAAGUCGAAUCCAUCCUUUCGUAUUUUUUGGUCUUCUUCGUAUAUAAGAUAAGCUGUCCAAAAGAAGAGAAAUACAGAAAUUAUGAAGACGGCUGUUGUUGUAAAGCAACAAAUUGUCUAAAAACAUUCUGAUUUCAUUGUUUUGCUUACUAAAAGGUUUCUGGAGUGGUGUUUUCUGAGGAAAUAGAAGAGGAGAAACGAGUUUAGCAUGAACAGAAUACUUGCUAUCAAUGAGAAGUAGUAAGGGGAUCCGUCAAACAGAAUGCAGAUUAUGGAAAACAUAAGCUAAAUUUGCGUUAUAGAAAUUCUUGAAUUUUUGUCUUACCAGCUGAAUAGCUGCUCCAAAAGCGCAUAAAAUAAGGAUAAGUAAUGCGCGGGCAUGCAGGAUCAAUACUUGAUUUGUGACGAUUUGUUCGACCUGAAGGGAUUGAUGGUUUUGUGUCUGUUCUGGCCUUACUUGAUAUGUUGAAUGAUCCGUAUAUUGACUCUCCACGAGACGAUGGUUGUUGUGAUAUAUCGGAUGGUAGAUGUUCAUAGUUGUGCGAACUAAAAUCUCGUCUUUAUGAAAUAAGAUUACCUGUAGAUUUGCUUGUAUCCGUAUUGUCAGAAUCUAUGGUCGUGAUGGAUUGGCUGAAAGGAUGAUUGUUUAUUGGCUGUAGUCCAAAGGUAUCCCUGUAGUAAACGGGUGGGGGAAACGAUCCCAUGUUCUUUUGGGCACUGGCCGUGCGGAAAGGUACGGGGUCAGCCAUGUCGCCGAUUAUUCGAAGUCCCUACGUACAAUGCGUUCUGUCCAUGGCCGAAGUUUUAAUUAAAUACGUGCGAGUAUAAGGGAAAGCAGGAUGAAAAAGAGAUCUCAAUGCCAAUCCAGCUCUCUGGCUAUUUAUUCGUUAUCGCUAAAACAGGUGUCUCUCCAAAUUGCAGCCAGUUUUGAGAAAAGACUCAUCUGGGAAACUGAAUUAUAAUAUAUCGCAAGGACAUAAGCAAUCACUUUUUAGAUACGCGAUGCCUUAAAUGGAUUACCCAGUGUUCGAGUCCGAGUCGUCAAUUUCGAUGGGUUUGUUUGUUUGCACUUCUUAACAGGUCAUCAAAUUUUUUAGAAAUGUUUCAUUUCUCGACCAAAUGAGGAUAGUCCACAAUACGGACAUCUUAAUGGGAAUACAUGGCAGCGGACUUACUCAUCUACUUUUCCUUCCUGAAUGGGCGGUUUUAUUUGAGUUGUAAGUGUAGGUAGCAUUGUAUAUAAUGUGGGUGCCUGACUGAAUAUGAACUGACUGAAUAUGAAGGACUAAAUAUGAAGGACUGAAUAUGAAAAGGACUGAAUAUGAACUGACCGAAUAUGAACUGACUGAAUAUGAACUGUGGUGCUGACUGAAUAUGAAAUUUGGCAAGUUUGGUCUAUUUCAAGGACUAUGUAGUACCUAGUGCUAUAAAUGUGUUUUUGGGCUGUACUAAGCACCAAACCAACACCAAUGCCGCAUUACGCCCAAAUUUUUACCUCGUACUAAAUAGUACCAAUUGGUACUAUAGAGUACCAAGUGCUAGAAAUGUGUUUUUGGGCUGUACUAAGCACCAAACCAACACCAUUACCGGCCAAAUUUUCUCCUCAUACUAAAUAGUACCAGGUAGUACUAUUUUGCACCAAGUGUUAAAAAUGUUUUUUUAAGCGGUACUAGGCACCAAAACAACACCAUUAACGUCUAAAGGUGUUAUAAGUCGAAAAAAUUUCAAAAAGAGUCCUUAAUCGGAACCUAGGUAGUAACAGUAACAGAAACCCGGUUUUCAUAUUCAGUCAGUUCAUACUCGGUCCUUCAUAUUCAGUCAGCACCCCAGUUCAUAUUCAGUCAGUUCAUAUUCAGUCCUUCAUAUUCGGUCCUUCAUAUUCAGUCAGUUCAUAUUCAGUCUCCCUUCGAUAUAAUGUUAUUAGGUACAACUGUGGUGAUGUUAGUUGUUACAAAGAUCUCUCAAUGUUACGUGGUAUCUCUUACAUAACAAUGGACUCUAGAUAUUCAAUCCCCCAGGGAAAGGGGGUACAUCCACAGAGUAAUCAACCACACCCGAAGUUUGAUAAUUACAAGUUAAACCCCACGAAAACACUGGAACUAAUUGAAGGGGCUGUAAAGUAUGUGAAACGUCAUCCUUUAUACGUCCAAGAACGUCGCCGAAAACGAAGAAGGGAUGCUUCUGAGCUAUAA